UAUGAUUGGUCCAGAGCUACAGCUGCUGCGAACGGUGAGACAUGGCGGAGUUUGUAGUCCCGCAGAAAGGACUUCUGAAGAGUUUCUACACUUGUCAGACAUGUCGGAAGAAGUGGAUUUAAGGGCGAAAAUGUGUUCGUAACGCGCGCGGGGACGGAGGUUAAAGCGGCGGAGGAGUGUUUUCAGGAGGAGAGCUCGUGCUGAAAAUGUGUUGUCAUCUCAGUGCAGUCAACAGCCUUGAGCAACAAACAUGGCUGCUUCUUGUGUAUCCUUCGAUUCGGGUCGAAAACCGUCCGAACUGGGCCGCUGAGGACCGUUUCGGGGUCUGUCCGUAGUAGCCCGAAGAGAAGUUGACUUUCGGCAGGGAUUAACGGAACGGCUUGAAUUUGUGCUAAAGCGAAAAAACAAAACAAAACGGAGAUGGAACCUAAGCAUAAAGAGUUGUUGGAGAAAUGUUACCAGAACUUAGUGGAGUCGAUAACAGAUGCAGACCGAGUUGUGGAUGUUUUGGCUCACUGUGGGACUCUGAGCCAGGCUGAACGCUUCGAGCUGGGACACAACUGCACCUCCAACUCGGAGAAAGUAGAUCUACUCCUGAAAAUACUCAUAAGGAAAGACAGGGACUAUUUUGCGGAGUUUUGCUCGGCUUUGGAGAAGACGCACCCUCACCUGCAUUCUGUGCUGCUGAAUGGAACCGGACCAGUGGAUCACACAACUGGGUCCACUUACAGCGUCUUGUCCACCAUGCCGUCAGACUCGGAAAGCAGCAGCUCUCUCAGCAGCUUAGGUACUCCUGGUCAAGCCUCCUCCCCACCGCCGGCCCACAUGGACAGCCACAUGGUGAACGAGAAGAUGGAGACCGUCCUGUUCCAGCUAAGACACGUGACCCGAGAGAGGGACGAACUCCGCAAGCGUCUGGCUCUGUCCUCACCCGGAAGCACCUUCGACGACUGCAGACCAAACUCAAAAGCAGGUCAUGACUAUGAGCGUCUGAAGCUGCAGUGCAUGAAGGCGAUGGCAGACCUGCAGUCCCUGCAGAACCAGCACAGCACCACCCUGAAGAGGUGCGAGGAGGCUGUGAAGAAAGCAGACUUCUACCACACGCUACACAGCCGCCUGGUGAGCGAGCACGCCCAGCUUAAAGAUGAGCUGGAGGCUGUGAGGCAGGACAACAUCCAGCUGGUCAGAGAGCACAACCACUUGAAGCAGGCCUGUGAGGAGCUCAGGAGGCUACAUGAGGACGACCAGAGAGAGGUGGCAGAUAUGAGGAUGCUGCACCAGCAGGUGAUGAGAGAGGGUUCAUCUGAAGUACUUACCAAGCUGUACGACAGUGCCGUGGAGAAGCUGGAGGCCUUGAAGACGGAUUAUGAGGCUCUGAGGAAACACUACAAUGACAAUACUGCUAGUCACAACGCAGACCUGAGCCGCCUCGACCAGGCAGAGGAGGAGAACCACCGUCUGCAGAAACAGCUGGACAUGCUGCUGAAGCAGAGGGACGCUGCCAUCCACUACCAGCAGCAGUACUCCUCCUCUAUAAGAAGGUUUGACAACACACAGCAGGAACUGUCCAAGGCCACGGCUCAGUACAAGGAGCUGCAGCGAGAGAUGGAACGGCUGCAGUCGGAGACGACGCGACUCAAGACCCAGCAGCUGAAGGCGGUGAAGGACUGCGAGAAAUACAAGGAGGAGCGGGACUCUGUGAUCAGCGAGUACCGUCUCAUCAUGAGCGAGAGGGACCAGGUGAUCAAAGAGGUGGACCGGCUUCAGACGGGGCUGGAGGUGGCCGAGGCCAAGCUGAAAAACACUUCCUCAGAGAGACGGGUGGCCAAUGAGGAGCUGGAGGCUCUUCGACAGGAGCUGGCCUCAGCGCUGGUGGACAGGGACCGGGCCAUCUGCGAGAAGAACGAGCUGCUGGAGAAAUACUGCCACGAGGUGAAGGACAAGGCCGAGGCCCAGAAGGAGCUGAGCCAGGCCUGCAAGGACAUCGAGACGGUGCGAGAGGAGAGGGACGUGGCCCGCAAGGAAAGGACAGAAGCCAUCAUCCAGAGGGACCAGCUGCUGCGAGAGUAUUACCAGGCCAGACAGAAACAAGACUCAGCCACUCUGGACAUGGAACGAGCCAACAAGGAGAUUGAGAUGCUGAGGAAGCAGUACGAGGCCAUAUCUCAGGAGCUGAAGGAAGCGCUGCAGGAGGCCGAGGUGGCCAAGUGUCGACGGGACUGGGCCUUCCAGGAGAGAGACAAGAUAGUGGCAGAGAGGGAGAGCAUUCGGACACUUUGCGACAACCUGAGGCGAGAAAGAGACAGAGCUGUGAGCGAUCUGGCAGAUGCUCUGAGGAAUCUGGAUGACAUGAGGAAGCAGAAGAACGACGCUGCACGGGAACUCAAGGAGCUGAAAGAAAAGAUGGAGAACCAGUUAGAAAAAGAAGCGAGGUUUCGUCAGCUAAUGGCUCACAGUUCGCACGAUUCAGCCAUCGACACAGACUCGAUGGAAUGGGAGACGGAAGUUGUAGAACUGGAGAAACAAAGAGACAUGGAUUUGAAAGCACUGGGGUUUGAUAUUGCUGAAGGGGUAAAUGAUCCAUAUUUACCAGGAGAUUGUGGCAUAUUUGUCAGUAAGGUGGAUAAAGGAAGUAUUGCAGAAGGAAGAUUAAGGGUGAAUGAUUGGUUGUUGAAGAUUAAUGAUGUGGACCUGACCAAUAAAGACAGAAAGCAGGUGAUCAAAGCGGUACUGAGCGGAGAGGGGGUGAUCAAUAUGCUGGUGCGCAGGAGGAAGUCGCUAGGAGGACGAGUCAUUACCCCGAUCCAGAUCAACCUGCCUGGAAACAAAGAAAGUGGUAUCGGGUUGGAAAGUGGAGUGUUUGUCGCUGCUUUGAGUCCAGGAAGUCCAGCAGCCAGAGACGGUGCUCUUACUGUCGGGGACAGACUGUUAGCUAUCAAUGGAAUCACGCUGGAUAACAAAUCUGUCUCUGAAUGUGAAGCUCUGCUGAGGAACUGCCACGACUCCCUCAGUAUCUCCCUCAUGAAGUUCUUUCCACAGAGCUGCUCCGGCCAGAGUUUGUUCGAAAGUUUGAGGGACUCUGAAAAGACGUCUCGGCUCCAGUCCUGUGACGUCCACGCCAGAAACUGCAGGAACUCCAAACACAACUGCUCCAAACAUAACUGCUCCACACAAACGGACAGCUGCAGUUGUGACUUGUUCAGCCGAAGUGACGAUACAUGUAAGGAUGCAGGCGACUCUUUGGACAGCAGCACCAGCAGCUCUCAUUGCCACAAUAAGCCCUUUUCUAACGGCUCCCUGCACUCGCGCUCCCUGUCCCACCAAGGAACCUCCUCCACUUCCCACAGUCCCUCAGACCCCCACCCUGACUUCUGCUACAGGAGGCAGGACAUCCACCACCGGCCGUUCACUUUCACCCCUGUGGUGUCUGACUGUAGCCCCCCACAGACUGUCGUGGACCGAGGGAAGGGCCCACCGGCGAAGCCCAGCGGAGGCACAUGGCCUAAAGUCAUGGUGGGGGCGGCGAUUCCUGAGUGCACCCAACUGUCCAUCUACAAAAAACCCAAACAGAGGAAGUCCAUUUUUGAAGUGAACGCCUUUAGGAGGCCCGACGCCCCUCCAAAACUGGACUACCUGUCUCUUUCUCAUCUGCCAAAGCACUCGCCUCAGAGCUCCAUUUCAGAAUCGGUGCAGGCCCCUCCCACACCGCCGGCCAGGAGCGACUCGUUCAGGUUCAAACACCGCCAGCAGAACAGCUCGGCGUCCGACUCCACCAUCACCACCGGGACCCCGCCAGCCUCGCCGGCCCAAGUUACAAGCCCGCAGGAUGAGCCCGAGGCAGGCACCCAGCAGUACUACACCGAACCUCCUCCAGGUGAGACCAAGACCAACUCCAAGAAACCGGCUGAAGAGGAGGGGGGUCGACACAGAGCCGCAGAGCCGGAAAAGAGGAGAUACCGGCCAAAAUCAGCACCGGCACUUAGAAGAAAUGUGACACCAUUGCACAUCCCGGUCCCCAUGCAGGUGCAAAGUUUCUCAAAUGAUGAGAACUCCCCAGAGCCGGUGGACUUGUUGCGAUUUUCACCCAUGCGAACUAAUCGGUACAGCAUGCCCUUUUCACCCCCCAGCUACAGCAGCAUCACCGCACAUCCUGCCCAGCGUGGUUUAGCCCCAUGUCCUGCUGUAACGGCGGUGAUGAGGAACCCAGUGUACACAGCCUGGAGCCAUGAGAUCCAGUCCAACAACAGCCCUCCAGCACCUGGCACUGGUGUCCACACACAUUCACUCACAAGCCCCCAGCAUCAAGGUCGCCUCAGUUUGGACCUCAGCCACAAACGCACUGGAGACUUGACUGAGACAAGCUGCAGCCAGUCGGCCCACACCACCAACUCUCUGCCCUCCAGCGCCAGAUUGGGCUCCACGUUACAGUUCAGGGCGGAGCGUAUCAAGAUCCCUCCAACCCGCUACACACGCUCCACUGGAUCCGAUAGAGGCUCCCUCUCUCACUCAGAGUGUAGCAGCCCAACACCUCCGAUGUCGCCCGUCAAUCUGGACACAUCAUCUUUCACCAGCAGCCAAUCACAGAGCUCCAUUUCCAUCCAGCCCAGGAUAUCAGUCAGCCCCGCUCCUGUCUGUGACAAGCGGAAGGAUGGACUCCCACAGGCUUUUAAGCCCAAGUUCUUCUCUUUAAGAAGCUUGAGGCCGUACCUGGAGGAGCCACGCAAUGUGACUGUCCAGAAAGGAGCUGAACCCCUGGGGAUCUCCAUAGUGAGUGGAGAGAACGGCGGAGUGUUCGUGUCCAAAGUAACAGCAGGAAGUAUCGCACACCAAGCCCGUUUAGAGUACGGAGACCAACUUCUGGAGUUUAACGGGAUCAACCUCCGUAAUGCCAACGAACAGCAGGCGCGGCUGGUGAUUGGACAACAGUGUGAUACAGUCACCAUUCUGGCUCAGUAUAACCCGCACAUGUUUCAGCUGGGCAAUCACUCUCGAUCUGGUUCUCGUAUGGAGUCCAUCAGCAACCAGCCGACGCCUCAGGACAGCGGCGCCACCACCCCUGACAAUCACUCCACCAUUGAUACUUUGAGCGAACAGGAUGAGGGAACUAUGACGCCGCCGUCCAAACAGACCACCCCCGCCACCAGCCCCCAGAGCUCCUUCAGGCUGCCGGGUUCAGGCCACCACAGAGCGGCAGAGAUUCGGCUGGUGAGGCUAAAGAAGAUCCAGGUGGAGCUGGGAGUUCAGAUCUGCGGAGGAAACCUUUAUGGCAUCUUUGUGGAAAGUCUAGAUGAUGACAGCCCUGCAAGGAGUCCUGAUGGCCUGCUGCAGGGAGACCUGAUACUGGAGUACAACGGUGUCAGCAUGAAGAACAAAACGAAAGAGGAGGCGUACCUGGAAAUGUUAAAACCGGCUGAAACAAUCACUUUCAAGGUCCAGAGCUGUGUGAACGAAGUGGCUGUCAUCAAAGAGUCUCCGGGAGAUGGAUUUUUCAUCAGAGCACUUUAUGAGAGGGUGGCAGAUGUGGAGCAGGAGCUGAGCUUUAAGAAAGAUGACAUCCUGUACGUUGAAGACACGCUACCAAACGGUAACUUCGGCUACUGGACGGCCUGGCAGCUCGACGAGAACGCACAGAAGCUGCAGAAAGGACAGAUUCCAAGUAAAUACAUGAUGGACCAGGAGUUCUACAGAAAACACAGCACGGCUGAUAUGAAAGACGACAACGGCACCAGUAAAACUCUGUCGGCCGCUGCUCGGAGAUCGUUUUUCCGCCGGAGGCAGAAGCACAAACGCAGUGGGUCGAAGGACGGAAAGGACCUGAUGGCUCUGGACGCCAUCAGCACCGACUCUUUUCCCAUCACAGAUGACGGAGUGAGUGUGGUGUACCAGCGGGUUCAGAAGGUGGAGUGCUCCUCCCCCAGACCCGUGCUGGUCCUGGGUCCGUUAGUGGAGUCCAGUAAGGACAUGCUGGUGAAGGAAGCUCCUGCCAAGUUCUCUCGCUGCCUGCCCGAGGUUAUGAAGGCAUCUCAGCAGGCAAUUGAACGAGGAGUGAAAGACUGUGUGUUCAUCGAUUACAAACGAAGGAGCGGCCAUUUUGAUGUAACAACUGUUGCAUCGAUAAAAGAGAUCACGGAGAAGGACUGUCACUGUUUACUUGACAUUGCCCCUCACGCCAUCGAACGUCUUCACAGCGUUCACAUCUACCCAAUCGUCAUAUUCAUACGCUACAAAAAUGCCAAGCAGAUAAAAGAGCAGAAGGACCCUCUGUACCUGCGGGAUAAACUUUCACAAAAACAUUCCAAGGAGCAAUUCGAGGCGGCGCAGAAAGUAGAGCAGGAGUUCAGCCGCUUCUUCACAGGCGUCGUCCAGGGCGGCAGCGUCUCCUACAUUUGCACUCAGAUCAUGACCAUCGUGGAGCAGGAGCAGAACAAAGUGCUGUGGAUCCCAGACGGACCGCCGUAGAAACUCUACCUUUUACUUCCUGCAUGUCACUCCAAUAAGAACAACAAAAAAGAAAAACCGGCACAGAGGCGACCCUUGACCGUCCAGAACUGCACAGAGGUUUUAACACUACAGGAUCGGUACAUGUAACAGACAUCAUGUUUAACUCCACAUAUAGCAAUAUCAGCACUGACGACGCUACUUCAAUAUCCCACUCAUGUACUGUACUACAGAUAGGUUUGUUUACACUAGUGUUUAAUACGACGCUUACUUGAAUGUUUUAUUUUUUUCCCCUUUUUAUCCCAUAAAUUCGUCGGACCACAUGAAGUUUGCAUCGCGAAGAAAACAAAACUCCUUAGAGUAGGAAGGACCACUGUGAUCCUGUCUUUCUAUUUAUAUUCCUGCCAAUUAAUUUAUCUAAUCAAAGACAUUGGUAUGAACUCCUCGUAUACAGAUGUAGCUGUGUAGUUCGUAGGAUUAUAUUUUCCAUUUAUUCUUAUUUAUAGAGGAAAAAAA
Molecule: messenger RNA, 6954 nt
Organism: Sphaeramia orbicularis (orbiculate cardinalfish)
Lineage: Eukaryota; Metazoa; Chordata; Actinopteri; Kurtiformes; Apogonidae
Product: disks large homolog 5-like
Exons: 34
Coding region: 421-6459 (2012 amino acids)
Biological process (GO): regulation of apoptotic process; negative regulation of hippo signaling
Cellular component (GO): plasma membrane
Molecular function (GO): protein binding
Source: RefSeq, a predicted model, not a curated record